UGUGAAAGGAAUACCAACAAAGAUAAACCUGGGCUACAGUGCCGAACGCUGACAAAUGCUAGUCUGAACAAGAAGCACUCGAGUAAUCUGCAGCGCCAGGUCGACUUCUGCUACAGAUAAUCAUGGGAUCUUCUAGGUCGGCGAGAACAAAAUACGUCAUCCUUUCACAAGGAAGAUUCCUGGAUGGAUCGAACUUCUGUCGGUACCGAUGCGGCAUUACCUUUAUCUCCCCGUGCCCACUCCGAUUUAUUAAACCCAGUCUCAUCCACCGACACUCAUACCUCGUUCACCAGAGACUCAAGAAACAUACUCAAAAUGACAGAAAAGUCGUCGAAUAAUCCAGAAUAUCUCGCCCAACCCCCGGCACCGUGCUGUUGGGCAGGCACCCUCCACGAAGGCAACCCCCGCGGUGAUGUGGAAGACAUCCUCGAAGUGCCCACUUACGUCGUUCGCCCGGCAGACGUGAAGCGCUCCCUGCCGCCUAACGGACAUGUCAUCCUCUACUUCCCGGACGUGUGGGGCCUCUCCGUCAACGCCAAGUGCAUCAUGGACGGCUUCGCCUCCUCGGGGUACACGGCGCUUGGCAUGGAUUUCUUCCGUGGCGACCCCAUCUCCAAGUAUCGCAACGCCAAAACCGAUCCGCUGCCGGAGGGGUUCGACAUGGCGGCCUGGCGCUCCAAGCACUGGAACUUUGCCACGGAAAAUGUUCCUAAGUGGACAGCCGCUGUCAAGGAGAGGUUCGGUGCCGAGUUGAAGGCUGAGACGGGCAAGGAGACGAAGUUUGCCUGCGUUGGAUAUUGUUUCGGUGCGCCUUUUGUGUGCAAUUUGCUCGCCGGGGCUGGUGGCGACGGGGAGCCUGUGGUUUCCGCCGGUGCAUUUGCGCACCCGACGGCGUUGAAGGAGGAACAUUUCACCAGCAUCAAGAAGCCUCUGUUGCUCUCAUGCGCUGAGAACGACCAAGCUUUCCCCACCGAGGCAAGAAGAAAAGCAAUCGACUUCCUUCAAAGAGAGAAGAAAAUUUAUCACCUUCAGGUCUUCCAGGGCGUGUCACACGGCUUCGCCGUGAAAGGAGACCCGUCAGACCCUUACCAGCGUUGGUGCAAGGAACAGAGUCUUCGUGCCAUGGUUGACUGGUUCGAUAUGUGGCUGGUUCAGAGCGAUUGAUAAGUUGAUUAAAUGGGAAAAUGGCGAGCUCGUCGAUAGUUGCGAAGGUGUCAGGGCAGGCUAAUAUUAACUAACCCCCACCAAUGGAAACGUCAAUAAGGCUAGCUUUCUCUGCAUAUUCGAGUCGUAUCAUUAAAGUUUAAACUCGAUUCAAGCUUGAUAUCGCAGGUGGAAAGAAUAGACAGACUUG
Colletotrichum phormii is the source of this 1354-nucleotide messenger RNA. RefSeq names its product dienelactone hydrolase. Gene Ontology annotation, molecular function: hydrolase activity. The coding region runs from base 184 to 1164 and encodes 326 amino acids. The record is from RefSeq and is a predicted model, not a curated record. The transcript has 5 exons. NCBI's taxonomy places the organism in Eukaryota, Fungi, Ascomycota, Sordariomycetes, Glomerellales, Glomerellaceae.